This is a messenger RNA of Gastrolobium bilobum, 1561 nucleotides long. RefSeq names its product inositol-tetrakisphosphate 1-kinase 4-like. Bases 284 to 1270 code for a protein of 328 amino acids. Gene Ontology annotation, biological process: inositol trisphosphate metabolic process. Gene Ontology annotation, molecular function: inositol-1,3,4-trisphosphate 5-kinase activity; inositol-3,4,5,6-tetrakisphosphate 1-kinase activity; magnesium ion binding. The transcript is spliced from 10 exons. Gene Ontology annotation, cellular component: cytoplasm. The record is from RefSeq and is a predicted model, not a curated record. Lineage: Eukaryota; Viridiplantae; Streptophyta; Magnoliopsida; Fabales; Fabaceae.
UCUCUGCAACCUGAAUUUCCCACACAAAAUUCAUUCAUUGAUAUAUUUAUUAUACAAAUCUCAGACAUUUUUUCAUAUACACUCAACUCAACAUAUGAACCUGUAGAGGAAGGGAGGCGUAACAGAAGAAUCUGUCUCUACUCUCUACUCAGUUUGCGUGAUUUUGCAAAUCUCAUUUCCACUUAGUCGGGGAUUUCAAAGGUAAGUUGAAACAAAAGGUGGAAAAACAAACAAACAAACAAAUUGAUUUUUGAAUUAGGGUUUCUUGGAGGUGCGGGCGGGCAUGAGGUUGAACGGAGAAAUAUCGCACGUAGAAGGAGAUGAAGAAGAAGAGAAAGUGGUUGUCGGGUACGCCUUAACGUCCAAGAAGAAGAAGAGCUUUCUACAGCCAAAGUUUAUUAGCCUUGCCAGGAAUAAGGGGAUAUUCUUUGUUGCCAUUGAUCUAAACAAGUCCCUGUUAGAACAAGGUCCUUUUGAUGUUGUCUUGCAUAAGUUGUCAGGAAAAGAGUGGUGUGAUAUUAUUGAGGAUUACAUGCAAAAGCAUCCAGAAGUAGCCAUUGUUGACCCUCCAGAUGCAAUUCAACAUUUACACAAUCGCCAAUCCAUGCUACGAGAUGUGGCAGAUCUAAACUUAUCUGACUGCCAUGGCAAGGUUGGAGUUCCACGACAAUUGGUUAUCGCAAAAAACCCAUCUACUAUCCCUUACGAAGUCACUAAGGCUGGGAUGAAGUUGCCAUUAGUUGCAAAACCGUUAAUUGUGGAUGGAAGUGCAAAGUCACAUGAACUGUUUCUUGCUUAUGAUGAGUUCUCUCUUUCAGAGCUUGAGCCUCCACUUGUUCUACAAGAGUUUGUAAAUCAUGGUGGUCUUGUCUUUAAGAUUUAUAUUGUUGGGGAAACAAUAAAGGUUGUGAGACGUUUCUCUCUACCUAACAUCAGUAAACAUGAACUAUCGAAAGUUGAUGGUUUAUUCCGAUUUCCAAGAGUUUCAUGUGCGGCAGCUUCUGCAGAUGAUGCUGAUCUGGAUCCUAACAUUGCAGAACAUCCGCCAAGACCUUUAUUGGAGAGGCUUGCAAGGGAGCUCCGUCGCAGAUUGGGACUCCGCUUGUUCAACAUAGAUAUGAUCCGGGAACAUGGGACCAAGGAUGUGUUUUAUGUCAUUGAUAUCAAUUACUUUCCUGGGUAUGGAAAAAUGCCAGACUAUGAGCACGUAUUUAUAGAUUUCCUACUUAGCCUAGUGCAGAGCAAGUGUAAGAAGAAACAUGGUACUUAAACUAAGCGAAGUGAGUAGAACGAUCCAUGGAAUAUGCUAUCCUUGCGGUUGCGGAUGGUUUCUUGAAAAUUGGGCAAUAUUCUCGUUUUAGUUUAGUAUUUAAUGUCACUGAAGCCUCUUUAAAAUGUCCGAAAUGGGUUCGGCAAGGCUGUGUAAUCUUUCUCUUCUCUCUCUCAUUGGGUCAGUCUACUACUUUUCCAAAUUGUUUACUUUUAUUCCACUGGCCAGUAACAAACUCUCGCAAAUGAAGAAAAGAUUGUGCUGCAAGUUCUCUAGGGCUGUGAUUAGAGA